AAACGGGACUAUAAAUUCUCCCACUCUUUCUCACUGGGACAUUUUAACAGUCUCUGUAAGCGAGAUCUUGUGGUGGAUGCAGUCCAUAAUGGGGGUGACAGGGGGUUUGUUGUUGCUCUGUAUUUUGCUGAUUUUUACAGGAAGCACUUCAGGGACACUUGUCACCAGCUGUGAUUCAUGUCAUGAAGGAGCCAGCUGCCUAGAGUCCCGAGAAAGAGGCGACUCCCUCACCAGCCACGCGCUCUCUUGCGUCUGUAAAGAUGGCUUUGUAGGCGAUGGUCUCACCUGUUACGACACAAAACUCUGCAGUGACUCGUCAUGCUGUAGCCGAGGUUAUCACUGGUCACCAGACAGGGGCUGUGUGGACACCGACGAGUGCUCCCUCCCAGACUCACCCUGCAACCCAUCUCAGGUUUGUCAAAACACCCCGGGCUACUUCAAUUGCCUGGAGCCUUCCUCAAGGACCAGAAUGGGACCUUCUUCCCAAUUUGUCCAGUUCAGCUGUGGACCCACGGUUUGUCCUUCAGGCAUGGACUGCAUCAGUAGCAAUGGGACUAUGCGCUGUGCUGACCCCUGUGAGCACUACACCGUGCUGAAUGAUACGUGGCGUUCGACGGAUAACACAUUGAUUGAGACCAGGUGUGACUCCGGUAUUCAGUGGCAAGGCUGGUAUCGCCUCUUUCUGGGGCAAGCCAGUGCUCAUAUUCCUGAGAGGUGUGUAGGAACAAAUAGGUGUGGAACCUCUGCUACCAUGUGGAUAACAGAGCCUCACCCCACAAGCUCAGAUGAAAUUGUCAGUCGCACUGUGUGUAAUAACUGGGUUAGCAGCUGCUGCCAAUUUAGCUCACACACCAUCCAUGUCAAGCUCUGCCCUGGAGACUACUAUGUCUACAAACUUGUGAGGCCAUCCGCUUGCAACCUUGCAUACUGUGCAGAGUCGAACAGAACAGGCCCUUCAGUUUUACCAACUACACCUGAUCCUACACCAGCGUACUUCAACACCACUACAACUCCAACUCCAACUAACAUCACUGGCACAACAACAGCAGGCAACAGCUCAGCAGCUGAGGGGGAGGUCCGCCUGGCCAAUGGAGGAAACAACUCCUGCUCUGGCAGAGUAGAGAUCUUCCACCAUGGACAAUGGGGGACGGUGUGUGACGACUUCUGGGACAUGGUGGAUGCUCAGGUCGUGUGCAGACAGCUGGGCUGUGGCAGUGUGCUGUCAGCGCCACAUGGGGCACGCUUUGGACAGGGCACAGGUCCCAUCUGGUUGGAUGAUGUUGCGUGCAGAGGCAGCGAAUCAAAGCUCAGCCUGUGCAGACACGGAGGUUUUGGAUUUCACAACUGUCAACACAGUGAGGAUGCUGGUGUCGUCUGUGAAGCUGGUUCACCAGUGAGGCUGGUCAACUCUGACAACCGCUGCUCUGGCAGAGUGGAGGUUUACCAUGAAGGACAGUGGGGGACAGUGUGUGACGAUGGCUGGGACCUAACUGACGCCAACGUGGUGUGUAGACAGCUGGACUGCGGCACUGCUCGUUCAGCACUAAGUAAUGCAGCUUUCGGACAGGGCAGCGGACCCAUCUGGUUGGACGAUGUCAAUUGUUCUGGAAAUGAACCAUCGAUAACAGACUGCAGACAUCGAGGGUUUGGGGUCCAUGACUGUAGUCACCCAGAAGACGCCAGUGUCGUCUGUGAAUUUCAGAGCCCUCCAUCCCAGCCUUCUCAGCUCAUUUGUGGCCUUGAUAAGCUCCAGGUGGGGCUGGAUCUGGCUGGCUUCACAUCUUCUGGUUUGAACCCAUUCUCUGGGAACAUGGCUGCCCUCAACUGCUCCUGGGUCAGAGUGCGCAAUGACGUAGUGUGGUAUGAAGUGGAGGCCACGGCAGAUGCCUGUGGAAACACAUUGAGGACCAACGGCACACAUGCCAUCUACUCCAAUAGUUUAUUCAUCUACCCAACAAACAACUCGUCCUUCAUGCUUCCUGUGAGUCUUCCCUUCUCCUGCGCGUAUCCCCUGGACACAGACACCAGCCUGAACAUGGCUAUCAGACCAUUCCUUGGGCUGGAUGGUGGCAUUUCAAGCUCUGGUCCCAAAGCCAGAGCCUCGAUGUUUCUGUUCCGCAACUCCAACUACACAGACACUUAUCCAGCAGGCGUGGUCACUCUGCCAGUGGGCUCGCCGUUGUACGUGGGCGUCUCUGUGGAGGAGAGAGAUCCUAGGUUUGCAGUAGUUCUGGAGGACUGCUACGCAACUCACUCAUCAAACCCUGACGAUUCCACACAAUACCCUCUCAUCCAGAACAAGUGUCCCACUGACCGCCAACAGGUGUCAGUGAUUGAGAGCGGCUCGUCCCUCCAGGCUCGUUUCUCGGCCCUGUUGUUCCUGUUCCAGAAUGAAUAUACAAAUGUUUACCUUCAUUGCAGCCUCAGCCUGUGUGACCAGAGGAGCUCCAAUUGUGUUCCACCUUGCACAAGUAGGACCUAUCGCUCGGUUUCCAACUCUGACCCUCUGAGUACCCUCACCAUCGGACCAAUCAUUUGGGACAAGUCGCCGGAGUGAGCUGGUAACAUACAGUAAUAAAACAAACACAUCCUUAUUUGGAAAUUAUUAUGUUUUAAGAUCUUUUUUUAUCCCUACCACAUAAGAUAGAAAGAACUGGUGUUAGUGUAUUGCAUAAUACAUCUUACCACACUUUGUAUCAUUCCUCAAUUCUAUUACCUUUGUAAUUGUUGUACUAUUAAAUAACAAUCAAAAAGAAACUACAGGGGUUAGAAUGAAAUUGACAGUAUCAAUAUUUUUUCUUCUUCUCUUUGUGUAUUACCAGUACAGUCCUGAAGUGAAUAUCAUUAAUGUGGGCUUUAUGCUUUAAGUUUGCUUUGCUUUUUUAUAAAGAUUUUUUUAAUUUGUUGUUUUGGCUUUGUUUCUUUUUACACAAAAGCAU
Molecule: messenger RNA, 2939 nt
Organism: Anoplopoma fimbria (sablefish)
Lineage: Eukaryota; Metazoa; Chordata; Actinopteri; Perciformes; Anoplopomatidae
Product: uromodulin
Exons: 11
Coding region: 77-2557 (826 amino acids)
Cellular component (GO): membrane
Molecular function (GO): calcium ion binding
Source: RefSeq, a predicted model, not a curated record